AUGGCAUCAAAUGAUAUUGGAUGGUACGAAGAUGCGCAUAAUGGGAAGGCUGUCCAGGUUUCAGUGGAGCAGGGCAUCAUACAAGGCGAGCAACUUAUGACAGUUACCAGAGAUACUUUGUACAGCAGCUUUAAAGGAAUACCGUAUGCUGCACCUCCUGUGGGAGACCUGAGGUUUCAGCCACCUAAACCUCCAGCAUGCUGGGAAGGCGUAAGAAAUGCGAAGCAGCAUGGAAACAUAUGCACGCAAAUAGAGUUCUCAACCCAAGCGUAUUUACCUUCGAGCGAAGACUGUCUUUAUUUGAAUGUCUACACUCCAAACGUGAAACCAUCUUCCCCAAUGGCUGUAAUGGUCUUUAUUCAUGGUGGAGGCUACCAAAGCGGUUCAGGCAACGAUGACAAUUUCGGACCAGACUUUUUUAUGAGUCAAAACGUUGUUCUUGUAACAAUAAACUAUCGUUUGGAUGCUAUAGGAUAUUUGUGCUUGGGGUCCAAAGAAAUACCAGGAAAUGCAGGAAUGAAAGAUCAAGUAGCCGCUUUGAAAUGGGUGCAGCGAAACAUUGCUCAAUUUGGUGGUAAUCCCAAAAAGAUUACAAUAUUUGGUACCACAACAGGCGGUAUUAGCUGUCUUCUACACGCCAUAUCGCCGAUGUCUAAGGGUCUGUUCAGUAGAGUGAUAGCAAUGACUGGAGUACCUCUUUUGGAUAUUAGCGAAGAGUUCGAAUCGGUAAGAAGAGGCUUCACGCUCGGAAAAAUGGGAUACGAAACUGAGAACACAAGCGCGCUGUUUGAAUUCUUUCAAAACCAACCAUCCUAUAAACUUGUGAAUGCCAAACCAGAUGUUAUAAUCGCGGAACGAUAUAUACGUAAUCUUGGAAAAAUGUUUCAAUUUGGUCCAGUUCCAGAAAAGGACUUCGGACAGGAGAGAUUUUUAAAAUACUCUCCGCUCACCUCGCUCAAGGAAAGAAACGUUAACGAUGUAGAUAUAAUGAUUGGAUAUUCUAAUAAUGAAGCCAUCGCCAGAAUCUCCUUUUUCGAAGAAUUUUUAGUCGGUGCAUACAACAGGUAUCCCGAGUUACUGAAUCCUAGAAAAUUCCUUUACGAUCUCAGUCCUGUGGAAUAUAUGCCGUUGGCUGACUUUAUUGAGGAUCAUUACUUCAGAGGAAAAGCCAUAAGCUUGGAAACGAUGUCUGAAUUUGUUACGCAUCAGAGUGAUAGAUUUAAAUUUCAAGUAUUGAGGUACAUGAGGGACGUGUAUUUUUCGUAUGAAAAAAACAAAUAUUUGUACCGAUUUUCCGGCGUAUCAGAAAGGAAUGUCUACAGCAGAUUGGGUGCAAAUUAUGGAUUAACUGGAACAGGGCAGAGGGAUAUAGAAAUGUACUUAUUUCACGCAAACCGGCUUAACCUGACAAUUGACACCAGCAGCGAUUCCUACCGAAUAAUUAAACAGAUAACAACUUUAUUUGCCAACUACGCUAAAUACGGUAACCCAACACCGGAGCCUGUAUCGGGCGUGAGAUGGGAUCAGUACAACGCCGCGACACAGAGCUUCCUGGACAUCGGGCUACGUUUAACAAGAGGAGUUGGGCCGGAACCGAAAGUUAUUAAAUUUUGGAAGAAAAUUUACAAACUAGCUGGCGUCCCCUUUUAUAAUCUUGAAGAUGAAGAAGAAUAA
Messenger RNA from Bicyclus anynana (squinting bush brown), 1674 nucleotides. Its product is annotated as venom carboxylesterase-6-like. Bases 1 to 1674 code for a protein of 557 amino acids. NCBI's taxonomy places the organism in Eukaryota, Metazoa, Arthropoda, Insecta, Lepidoptera, Nymphalidae. The record is from RefSeq and is a predicted model, not a curated record. The transcript is spliced from 4 exons.